Molecule: messenger RNA, 539 nt
Organism: Solanum tuberosum (potato)
Lineage: Eukaryota; Viridiplantae; Streptophyta; Magnoliopsida; Solanales; Solanaceae
Exons: 2
Coding region: 78-446 (122 amino acids)
Biological process (GO): translation
Cellular component (GO): ribosome
Molecular function (GO): 5S rRNA binding; structural constituent of ribosome
Source: RefSeq, a predicted model, not a curated record
ACAAAAGAAGUCACUAAAACCCAUUUUCUCAAGGACCCAAACGCAGUCUAUCUAAAACCCAUAGUACGACACCGUAAAUGACCACCGGAACCCAUCUCCUCCGCUUACUCGUCUCCUGCCGGAAAAUCACGGCACAGGUGACAACCAGCAGCACCGACACCAUCGUAGCUAUGGCUUCAUCAGCUGAGCAAGAGUUCGCAGCGCAGUGUAGAGCCAAUCUCAACCGAGUGCCUAGGUGCCGCAAUCUCUGGGACACGAAGAUGGCUUCUAGAGUCGGAGAUAAGCUCGGAGAUCGGCUCAGUGAAGUUGGAGUCCACAACGUGGAAAUCGACGUUGAAGAGGAGCUCAAUAGGCCGGUGCACUACCGGCAAAUGGUGGCGCCGCUUUUUGAGUCCGUCAAGCGCAAGGGCAUUGCCGUCGUUGGAGCUGACAAAUUGGUUUUCUAGUCAAAUUUUGUUUCAAGUUUAAGCUGAUCCUUUAGGCAGUUUUCGAAGCAUAGGUUGGUUCAUCUAAGGUUACACAACUCUUAACAAUUGUGU